AUGAAUGAAAAAUCCCUUGACGGAGAAGUUUAUUCUGAAGAAUAUGUUAAAAUGAAACUUAAGGCUCAUUAUGGUGAUUCCAUUCCAUCAAAAAGUGGAAAAUGGACAGUAUGUUCCCGGGGUACAGCUUCUCGUAGCCUAAAUGAUGAGUGUGCCACCAGUAGAGUAACGUCUUCCGCUUCCUCCAUCUCAGCUCGCCAUCUCAGUCUUUUGGUACUAGACGACCAAAACACCGAUUGGAGCAAAUAUUUCCGAGGUAAACGAAUCGGCGAGUACGAAAUCCGAGUGGAACAAGCAGAAUUCAAGGAAAUCACUGUGUCAGCCAAUGCGGAUGGGGCUUGGGUCACUAUGGGAGUUUUCCGAGGUGGUACCAGAGUGGGUAGGAAUUUUAGACCCGAUUUUUUGUUGGUGAGACAAAAUCUAAAAGAUGCCGGAGAAGACCACAAAAAGUUGCUUUUAGCCCUAAAAUUCGGCGGAGUUCCAAGUAUUAACAAUUUAGACGCAAUUUACAAUUUCCAGGAUAAACCUUGGGUCUUUGCUCAUUUGGUUCAAAUUCAACGAAGACUGGGCAAAGAAAAUUUUCCAUUGAUCGAGCAAACAUUUUAUCCUGAUCAUACUGAAAUGAUUACUACCCCUCGAUUUCCGGUUGUUUUGAAAAUAGGCCACGCCCAUGGAGGCCUGGGAAAAGUGAAAGUUGAAAAUUUCAAUGAUUUCCAGGAUAUGGCAAGUGUAGUGGCAGUAGCCAACACCUAUUGCACAGUGGAGCAAUAUAUUGACUCCAACAAAAUGCAACAAAAAAUCGAACCGCCCAGUUUCCUGAAACGCAUCGGCGACACUGAACUGUUCAAAGGCAUGACCGGCAAAUUCACCGCUUGCGCGACCGGAAUCCCGGAACCCGAAGUCGAGUGGUACCACGACGACAAGAAAAUCUACCCGUCAAAGCGAAUCCGGAUGGACAAAGACACCGCCGGACUUUUGCGGCUCACAAUCAUUGGCGUCGACAGUGACGAUUUAGGCAAAUAUUCCUGUAAAAUUUCUAAUGAGCACGGCACUGACCUUUGCCACGCCUCGCUCAAAUUCGACGAGGGCCUCGACUCCAAACCGAAACGUCCAAUCACAGAUCAGUAUACUGAAUUUGACAAGUACAAACGCAGCGGCGCCCCGAUGCCGAUAUCCGAUCCGCCUAUAGUUUCGCAAAUGACCGACCGCCAUUGCACCUUGUCUUGGAACCCCUCGAUCCCUGCAGGACCCAGAGAACCCGUCACCUAUCAAUUGGAAAUGUGCGAAAUGCCCAACGGCGAUUGGUUCACCGUGCGGACCGGAAUUAGAAGUUGCGCAUGCGGCAUAAGCAAUUUGGAACCGUUCCGCGACUACAAGUUCCGCAUCCGAGUGGAAAACAAGUACGGCGUCAGCGACCCGUCGCCGUACGCCGUUACGCACCGGCAAAAACUCGAGCCCGAUUUGCCCAAAUUCCGGCCGUAUUUGCCCAAAGAAAUCGAUUUCCGGCCGGAAACUUCGCCGUAUUUCCCGAAAGAUUUCGACAUUGAGCGUCCGCCUCGUGACGGUAUGGCGCAGGCGCCGACGUUUCUGAGACAAGAACAUCCGACUCAGUACGGGCACGGCGAAGCCAGGCAAAGAGUGAAACUGGAAAUCGCCGUGUUGCCGUACUUCGUUCAAAGACCCGACGUCGAAUACGGUUUGGUGCGCGGCCGGAUUCAAUUUGUCGCCAGAAUAGUUGGCGUGCCGUAUCCGGAGAUCAAGUGGUACCGCGACUGGAAACCGUUGGCCGCUUCCACCAGGAUCAAGAUCAACUUCCGCGAACCGGAUAUGACGAUUUUGACAAUCAACGACUGCAUUUACAAAGAUGCCGGUUUGUAUACGGUGGCCGCGCGCAACGUUGCCGGAUCGGCGUCGGCCGGCGCGUCGCUCUACGUCGAAGACAACGACCACGAGUACGGGAUCCGAACUUAUACGAACAUUUCACCGAUCAGGGCGCACAAACGGCCGAUUUCCGAGUAUUACGAUUUGGGAGACGAGCUGGGCCGAGGCACUCAGGGCGUCACUUAUCAUUCCGUCGAACGUCUUAAUGGUCGUAAUUGGGCGGCAAAAGUAAUGCGCGGGCGCGGUCCUGAAUACCGCACCUGGAUGCUGAACGAGUUGGACGUGCUGAAUCAGCUACGUCACAAAAAGCUGAUUUCGUUGCACGAUGCCUACGAAACUGACGACACUUUGAUUAUUGUUACGGAAUUGGGAGCCGGCGGCGAACUGGUUCCCGAUUACUUGCUCCGAACCGACUACUACACCGAAAGCGACGUUGCCGGAUUCAUGAGGCAGCUGCUCCAAGGUUUGGACUACAUACACGGACGAGGUUACGCUCACAUGGGACUCAACCUCGGCGAUCUUUUAAUCGCCCAUCCGGGCGGCGACGAUUUGAAAAUCACAGACUUCAGCCUGUCGCGCCAAAUCAGCUCGGCCCACACUUACCCGCUACUCUACGGAAUGCCCGAGUACGUGAGUCCCGAGUGCGCCAACAACGAAGGCGUGAGCUACGGCCACGACAUGUGGAGUGUAGGCGUUAUCGCUCACAUUCUACUGUCCGGCCAGUCGCCGUUCCGGGGCGCCAACGACCGAGAAACGCUGACGCGCAUCCGGAAAGGCGAGUGGCGGUUCGACGACGAGAGAUGGCGCCACAUUAGCGCCGAGGGACGCGAUUUCGUAACGCAGCUUUUGGUUUACCAUCCCGGCGGCCGGAUGGACGUGCGCGCGGCGCUCAAGCAUCCGUGGCUGGAGCGGUGCGACAAACGCUACGAGGACGAGUUCCGGAUCAGUAGCGGAUAUCUCAGAGAUUAUUGGACUUUGUACAGAGAAUGGUAUGACAACGCCUCCUGCAGGACGUGGUUCCGUCGUCGGCCGCUAGAAGGCGCCUUCACCCAUCCGUCAAAGAUGGUUUAUCCGCCCGGCGAAGUUUACACGCCCAGGGCGUCGCCGCCGAAAGAAAAAUCGACCAGAACGACGAGAACUUGGGAGGACCAGUUGCCGUCCAGGUCGCCUCUGAACUACGAAAUCGGAAUUGUCAAGUCCGAGAGCCAUUAUCAAAACGGACCGGAUACGUAUUUGCUUCAACUCAGAGACGUCGAUUUUCCCGUGCGCUUGCGCAAAUACAUGAAAACUCCGAUCAUCCGCGAACGACGCCGAUUCACCGACGUAAUGGACGAAGAAAUCGACGACGAGCGUAAGGCGCGCAUCAAUCGGUACGGCGGCGCCCAAGACACGCCCUACAUAAGGCGCCUCAAACACGAAUUGGGCGCCCGCUUGGACACCUACAUCGAGGCCGAAGCCUUUCUAGAAAGCAAACAGGACGGCCGCGCGCCUUUUUUCCGAGAAAAACCGCAACCCGCCGCCAUGAUCGAAGGCCGAAAUCUCGAGCUCGUUUGUUUGGCCGUCGGCGAACCGGCGCCGAUCGUCCAGUGGUUCAAAAACGACGCGAUCGUGGCCGAAUCGCACCGAAUCAAAAUUUUCACCGACUCGGAAGGCCGAUCGCGAUUGGAAUACAAACGAGCCGACGAUAUGGAAUGGAUCAAAAAAGCGGAAAACAUCGAACACGAAUUCUACUUGGUGUCGGGCCUGGAACCGAGCGCCACCUACAUUUUCCGAUUGGCGGCGAAAAACGCGAUCGGCUGGAGCGACUCCGGAGUACCGACCGCUCCGAUUCGAACCGGAACCGACGGAACUCAGAAAAUUCGAUUGAGCAAAGCUAUGGCGCAUUUGCAAACCAUCACCGACGACGGCUCAGAAGAGGAACCGGUCAGCAGAAUCGAUUACAAAAUCGAAACUGAGCCAGUGGAAUGGGAACACUCGGGCAUCCAGGAGCAUUACAAUUUCAUUUCUGAGGUGUCUAGAGGUCGUUUCAGUCAAGUCCUAAAAGCCGUGGACAAGCGCACCGACCGAGUGGUGAUCGCCAAAGUCUUGCAAAUGACAGAUCAGAAACAGAAAGAUGACGUCGAAGGUGAAUUUGCCGCUUUGCGAUCGCUGCGGCACGAAAGGAUCGCCGGAUUGGAGGCCGCUUACCAUUCGGCCGACAAAGCGGUCUUUAUUUUGGAAAAGUUGCAAGGAGCCGACGUGCUCACUUAUUUGGCCAGCAAGCACGAGUACACCGAACAAACUGUCGCCACCAUAAUCAGUCAGAUUUUAGACGGCCUCCAGUACCUCCACUGGAGAGGUUUGUGCCAUUUGGAUCUUCAACCGGACAACGUCGUAAUGGUCGGCGUACGAUCCGUCCAAGUUAAACUGGUCGAUUUGGGAUCGGCCCACCGAGUGACCAAAUUAGGCACGAAAGUGCCCUGGGUCGGCCACCGCGACUACAUCGCUCCGGAAGUUUUGGCUGAAGAGCCGGCGUUUCCUCAGACCGACGUCUGGUCGGUCGGAGUGCUGGCCUACGUGAUGUUGUCCGGUACCGUGCCGUUCCGGGGCGUCGACGAACAAGAAUCGCGCCAAAAUGUAUUGUUUGUUCGGUACAGGUUCGAGCAUUUGUACCAGGAAGUUUCCCAGGAGGCGACCAGAUUUAUUAUGCUCUUGUUCAAGAGACAACCAAAGUGA
Ceutorhynchus assimilis (cabbage seed weevil) is the source of this 4596-nucleotide messenger RNA. Lineage: Eukaryota; Metazoa; Arthropoda; Insecta; Coleoptera; Curculionidae. The record is from the annotation of a GenBank genome assembly.